Odobenus rosmarus divergens (Pacific walrus) is the source of this 1248-nucleotide messenger RNA. RefSeq names its product uroporphyrinogen III synthase (gene UROS). NCBI's taxonomy places the organism in Eukaryota, Metazoa, Chordata, Mammalia, Carnivora, Odobenidae. The coding region runs from base 275 to 1072 and encodes 265 amino acids. Gene Ontology annotation, biological process: uroporphyrinogen III biosynthetic process. Gene Ontology annotation, molecular function: uroporphyrinogen-III synthase activity. The record is from RefSeq and is a predicted model, not a curated record. The transcript has 10 exons.
CGCGCGCUCCAGCUGUGAGCGGCUCGGGCUCCGGGACCCCGGGCCUCCGUGCCGCUGCCGCGCGGCCACUCACCAGCUGUUUCCAUGGCAGCAGAGGCCACGUGGUGAGGGGGCCGCCCACCCGGCUCCGCUCUCCGGUGGCUGCACCGCAGGCUCGUUGGCACUGCGAGAUACCGCCCCCGACAGGGCGCCCUCCGAGUGCUGGGCAGUGGCCCAGCGCCUGGCCUUUCGGGCCUGCGCAGCCCAGCGAGCGCCCUGUAAGGACUGCCAGGUGAUGAUGAAGGUUCUCUUACUGAAAGACGCUAAGGAGGACGACUGUGGCCAAGACCCAUACAUCAGGGAAUUAGGAUUGUAUGGACUUGAAGCCACUCUGAUCCCUGUUUUAUCAUUUGAGUUUUUGUCUCUUCCCAGUUUUUCUGAGAAGCUAUGUCAUCCCGAAGGCUAUGGGGGACUCAUCUUUACGAGCCCCAGAGCAGUGGAAGCAGUGGACCUGUGUUUGGAGAAAGACAAUAAAGCAGAAGUCUGGAAACAUUCUCUGAGGGAAAAAUGGAACGCUAAGUCAGUGUAUGUGGUCGGAAAUGCUACUGCUUCUCUAGUGAAUAAAAUUGGCCUGGAUACGGAAGGAGCAAACUGCGGAAAUGCAGAAAAGCUUGCAGAAUAUAUUUGUUCCCGGGAGUCACCAGCAUUGCCUCUUCUGUUUCCCUGUGGAACCGUCAAAGGAGAAAUCCUGCCGAAAAUGCUCAAGGACAGAGGGAUUCCCAUGGAAAGCAUAACUGUCUAUCAGAAGAUCCCACACCCGGGAAUCCAAGUGAACCUCAACAGCUACUAUUCUAAGCAGGGCGUUCCGGCCAGCAUCACAUUUUUCAGUCCCUCUGGCCUUACCUACAGCCUAAAGCAUAUUCAAGAGUUAUCUGGCGACAACAUUGAUCAAAUUAAGUUUGCCGCCAUCGGCCCCAGCACGGCCCGCGCGCUGACCGCCCAGGGCCUGCCUGUGAGCUGCCUGGCCGAGAGCCCCACGCCGUCAGCCCUGGCCAAGGGCCUCCGGUUGGCCCUUCAGGCCCCCCGCUGCUGAGUCGGUGGCCCGUCCCGCUGCUGACUGGUGCAGGGAGGUGAGGCAUCGGGGGGGCUCCCCACACCUCUGCCUCGUGCCUCCGCGGAACCCCGGGGACACCCGGGCCCGGCGAGAGCUCCUCUGGCAGAGGGAAGAAAACCAAAUAAACCACCUGGCUCUUCACGCUGAGUUGUCAC